Molecule: messenger RNA, 1807 nt
Organism: Arabidopsis arenosa
Lineage: Eukaryota; Viridiplantae; Streptophyta; Magnoliopsida; Brassicales; Brassicaceae
Source: the annotation of a GenBank genome assembly
GGUUCCGCUAACGAGUAACGGCGAUGAAGAGACCUCGAGCUACAUCACCGCCGUCGAUCUCUACCACCGUAAAACCACCACUAUCUCCGCCGGUCACGCCGAUUCUCAAACAGAAGCUACACAGAACAGGAACACCUAAAUGGUUCCCGUUAAAACUAACCCACACGGAGCUCACUCUACCGUUAACUUUCCCGACGGGUCAAACAUUCCGGUGGAAGCAAACUGGAGCGAUUCAGUAUAGCGGAACGAUUGGGCCUCAUCUCGUCUCUCUUCGACAACGUCCAGGUGAUGACACAGUUUCCUACUCGGUCCAUUGCAGCACUAGCCCUAAAUCAGCGGAACUUGCGUUGCUUGAUUUUCUCAAUGCUGAGAUCUCGUUAGCUGAGCUAUGGUCUGAUUUCUCGAAGAAAGAUCCUCGUUUUGGAGAAUUAGCGAAACAUCUUCGUGGUGCGCGUGUGCUACGGCAGGAUCCGCUCGAGUGCUUGAUACAGUUUUUGUGCUCAUCGAACAAUAACAUUGGGAGGAUUACGAAGAUGGUUGAUUUUGUUUCGUCUUUAGGGUUACAUUUGGGUGAUAUUGAUGGAUUUGAGUUUCAUCAGUUCCCAUCAUUGGAUCGAUUAUCUAGGGUUUCUGAAGCAGAGUUUAGGAAGGCUGGUUUUGGUUACAGAGCCAAAUACAUAACAGGUACAGUAAAUGCUUUGCAAUCAAAGCCAGGUGGUGGCGAUGAAUGGCUUCUUUCUCUACGCAAAUUAGAUCUCCAAGAGGCAGUUUCUGCUCUGUGUACAUUACCUGGUGUUGGUCCAAAGGUAGCAGCUUGCAUAGCUCUGUUUUCUCUUGAUCAGCAUAGUGCUAUUCCCGUUGACACACAUGUCUGGCAGAUCGCAACAAAUUAUCUACUGCCAGACCUUGCUGGUGCAAAACUGACACCUAAACUCCACGGCAGAGUGGCAGAAGCAUUUAUUUCUUCUCCGUUCGGAAAAAACUCCAAAUUCUACUCUGAAAACCCUAAGUUUCCGAUGUCGAUCUUCGAGUACAAUGGAAGUGCCGUUGUUGCUAUGGUAGGUAAGAACUGUUUCGCCAUCGCCAGUGAUCGGAGACUCGGUGUUCAGCUACAGACAAUCGCCACUGAUUUCCAGAGAAUCUCCAAGAUCCACGAUCGUGUCUUCAUCGGUCUUUCCGGUCUCGCUACCGAUGUUCAAACACUGUACCAGCGCUUGGUGUUUCGUCAUAAGCUUUACCAGCUUCGUGAAGAGAGAGACAUGAAGCCUGAAACUUUCGCUAGUCUUGUCUCAGCCAUUCUUUACGAAAAGAGAUUUGGUCCUUACUUAUGCCAACCUGUGAUUGCUGGCUUGGGAGAUGAUGACAAGCCUUUCAUUUGCACGAUGGACUCUAUUGGAGCCAAAGAGUUGGCUAAAGAUUUUGUUGUAUCUGGAACUGCUUCAGAAUCACUGUAUGGAGCCUGUGAGGCAAUGUACAAGCCAGAUAUGGAAGCUGAGGAAUUGUUCGAGACAAUAUCGCAAGCACUUCUCUCGUCGGUUGACCGUGAUUGUCUGAGUGGUUGGGGAGGGCACGUCUACAUUGUAACACCAACAGAGAUUAAGGAGAGGAUCCUAAAGGGAAGGAUGGAUUGAUCUCACUUCUUCUAUCCAAGUUGUUUUUCGCUGUAAUCCCGGUUUAAAGUAGAGUAACCUUCGCAUUCCGGUUUAAUCAUAUAUUCCUUCUCUGAAAUUAUGGGUUCUGGAUGAUGUUUGAUCUAUUGUUCUUUGAAUUCGUAGAGUUAACGAAUUAAUAACACUGGUUUUAUUUC